GCUUGUUUUAUUUGCCGGCUGCCUCCCCAGUUGGCUGGAAGAGUCUCAGGUCUCAGGCACAGUCUCUGGAAAUUGAUAAAGACGCAGACACAUGGACACGCACAGGCUGAUCGCCGAGGUGAAGCAGCGUCCGGCUCUCUGGGAUCUCGCGCACCCGGACCGCUCCAACCGGACGGAAACGCAGCGACUCUGGCUGGAGGUGGCCGACGCAGUGGGGCUGAAUGUGGAUUUGUGCCGCACCAAGUGGAAGAAUCUGCGCUGCAGCCAUCGACGCCUCUCCCGCCGCAGUGGCCUGAAGCACCAGCACCACAACCCCUCACCUGGCCACCAGUGGUCGUACGCCGAAGCCAUGAGCUUCCUGGACGGACACUACACACCCCAGGACAGCGGCACCAACGACGAGGAGUACAUGCCCGAGACUGAUGUGUCACCCGACUCGAUGCUGACCUUCAAGAUGGAGGAGAAGGAUGAAAUGGAGGCGGACAACGACGCCUUGAUGCAGGAGUUUCAGAACGCAGCCACUCCGCAGGCUAUGAGGAGGCUUUCGCAGAGCAUUUCCCUGGCCAGUGCGGCGGCUGAGGAGCAGGUUACGCCGGACUCCCAGGGAUUGCGACAGGCCAUGGGACUGGGAGUGGGAUUGGCAGUAAAUCCAAAUGUCGUCCAAGGUAGCGCUAUGGCGGCAGCGGCGGCCAGCAGCUGCCACUGCGCCAAGCGGGUGGACGAGCAGGUGAACUUCCUGGAGAACCUGGAGCGGGAGGAGCAACAACUGAUGCAGUCCACCAGCCAGGAUCUGGCCAGGUCCAAGAACGUACUCCAUGUGGGCGAUUCCGACUACAACUACCUGAUCAGCUUCCUGCCCCUUAUGAAGCAGAUGACGCCCAUCCAAAACGUCUACUUUCGGGCCAAGAUGGGCGAGCUCUUGUUGCAGACGAUGCAGCAGGCGACACUGCAGCAGCAGCAGCAACAGCAACAGCAGCAACAACAGAUGAUGCAGCAACAACUGCAACAGCAACAGCAACAAAGGCAACAGCCGCAGCAGCAACAACAACAGCAGCAGCCCUCGCAAAUGUUGUUGAACCAACAGCAGAUGGCCUUGGACCAGGCCCAAGUAAGCACCAGCUCUACGAACUGGAGCUGAAGCGGAGAUUGGAGCCAGGAAGUGGAGCGGGAGAAUCGAGAAUUGCGAAUUUUGAGAACUAUGCAACCAGAGAGCGCAAAAUGAUGAGCACGAGAGGGCGGCACUGAGAAAUGCGCCUGCCCUGUGCACAGUGACACAAAAGCUGAUAUUAUAUUUGACGAUUUAAUUAUUUACAUUUCAAUAAAGACGAUUUUGUACUUUUUUAUAAA
Messenger RNA from Drosophila ananassae, 1347 nucleotides. RefSeq lists its product as uncharacterized. Gene Ontology annotation, molecular function: DNA binding. NCBI's taxonomy places the organism in Eukaryota, Metazoa, Arthropoda, Insecta, Diptera, Drosophilidae. Gene Ontology annotation, biological process: regulation of transcription by RNA polymerase II. The coding region runs from base 92 to 1138 and encodes 348 amino acids. The transcript has 2 exons. Gene Ontology annotation, cellular component: transcription regulator complex; nucleus. The record is from RefSeq and is a predicted model, not a curated record.